Molecule: messenger RNA, 2756 nt
Organism: Acipenser ruthenus (sterlet)
Lineage: Eukaryota; Metazoa; Chordata; Actinopteri; Acipenseriformes; Acipenseridae
Product: copine-2-like
Exons: 17
Coding region: 703-2337 (544 amino acids)
Biological process (GO): cellular response to calcium ion
Cellular component (GO): plasma membrane
Molecular function (GO): calcium-dependent phospholipid binding
Source: RefSeq, a predicted model, not a curated record
ACUCGACCCUGACUGCGCGUCUGCUAGUACCACAGUAUAUAUAAAAAACUAGAGCUAGUGUUUGCAAACGUCACAGGCGGUGCUACUGAAUACCGAUGCCCUGUUCUGCUAGAAAGACGGCGCUGAAGUAAUACUCAUCACAUCAGAGAAGUGUGUCGGUGCUGGUGGACUCGCCCAGAUUGGGCGGAGCUGCUCUGUACAAGCUAAAGCAGACAGUAUCACUACCAUAACAUAGGCACAGCAACGGUGACAUUAUAUCGGCUAUUAAUAACCGAGCUCUGAAAGACACUGUUCUUUUUGAAAAUGCACUUUUUGGAUAUAAUGCUUUCAACACAUGCAGUUUUAUAACUAAAAUAAAAGACGUUCGCUACUUUGGAUUGGAACAGAAGGGAGACGGGAAAAAGCGCCCUAAGUGCGUCUAGUAGUACGUAGGCAACAUUUUCGGCAUCAUUUCACCACUGCUGGAAAGCAUCCUUCUGCUCUUAAACGGGAUCCCCUGGAUUCGAUCUCGCCCCUUUUUGAAUAACCCUCAUGCGGAUGAAGGCCCUUGUGCAGAAUCAAAGAGAGACCUCUUCACUUCGGAUAAGGGCUGUUCAUUCAUUCCUCUCAGGGCAACCACAUGCUGGUGCAACACUGAAGGUCUAACUCGUAAUUAAUAAAGCAUACAAAGGGAUUAAGGGUCUAGACUGUUUCACAGACUCCAUGGCCUACACACUGAGCCCUGCCCCAGGGGGGCCUCUCGGGACCACGUGCUGUGUGACCAAGGUGGAGCUCUCCGUGAGCGGGCAGAAUCUACUCGACAGAGACGUCACCUCCAAGUCAGACCCCUUCUGUGUUUUGUUUCUGGAAGUUAACGGAAAGUGGAAAGAGAUCGGCAGGACGGAAACAGCUAUAAAUAACCUGAACCCUGUUUUUGGGGUGAAGUUUGUGAUCGACUAUCACUUUGAGGAAAUACAGAAGAUGAAGUUCGCCUUGUUUGACCAGGACAAGCCAAGCUUGCAGCUGUAUGAACAUGACUUUCUGGGCGAAUUCACCUGCAAUUUAGGAGUGAUCGUUUCCAGCAAGAAACUGACAAGACCGCUGGUGCUGGGAAACGGAAAGCCUGCUGGAAAGGGAACGAUAAUGAUAGCUGCCCAAGAAUUAUCAGAUAACAGAAUAAUAUCACUGAGCAUGGCAGGCAGAAAGCUAGAUAAGAAGGAUUUCUUCGGGAAAUCAGAUCCAUAUUUGGAAUUUCACAAGCAAGGGGAUGAUGGGAAGUGGAUGCUGGUGCACAGAACAGAGGUUAUAAAGAACACGCUGGAUCCCGUGUGGAAACCUUUCAGCAUGCCUCUGAUUUCACUGUGCGGCGGAGAUGUUGACCAAACUAUAAAGAUAAUGUGCUAUGAUUAUGACAACGAUGGAGGCCAUGACUUUAUUGGGGAGUUUACGUCGACGGUGUCAAAGAUGUGUGAAGCACAGAACACAACGGAGAUAGAGUUUGAAUGCAUUAACCCAAAGAAACAAAAGAAGAAAAAGAGCUAUAAAAAUUCUGGAAUUAUCAUUCUGAAAUCAUGUAAGAUUGCAAGAGACUACUCGUUUUUGGAUUACAUUCUCGGUGGCUGUCAACUAAUGUUUACUGUUGGCAUCGACUUCACAGCCUCCAAUGGAAACCCACAGGAUCCCUCCUCAUUGCAUCAUAUCAACCCCAUGGGGACAAACGAGUACCUGGCAGCGAUAUGGGCAGUGGGGCAGAUCAUCCAAGACUAUGACACAGACAAAAUGUUUCCUGCGCUGGGGUUCGGUGCCCAGCUCCCCCCGGACUGGAAGGUAUCGCAUGAAUUUGCCAUUAACUUCAAUCCCACAAACCCCUUUUGUUCAGGUGUGGAAGGGAUAGCCCAGGCGUACUCAGCAUGUCUGCCUCACAUACGGUUUUACGGACCGACAAACUUCUCUCCGAUAAUCAACCACGUCGCCCGCUUUGCGUCGCAGGCAGUGCAACAGGAAGUAGCUGCACAAUAUUUUACCCUGCUGAUCAUCACAGACGGCGUGAUCAGCGAUAUGGACGAGACGCGCCACGCCAUCGUGCAGGCCUCCAAGCUGCCCAUGUCCGUCAUCAUCGUGGGCGUGGGGAACGCAGACUUCACCGCCAUGGAGUUCCUGGACGGAGACAAUCAGAUCCUGAGGUCCUAUACCGGCGAGGAGGCAGCGCGGGACAUUGUACAGUUCGUACCUUUCAGAGAGUUCAGAAACGCACCAAAAGAAACUUUGGCCAGAUCCGUUCUGGCAGAGCUACCCCAGCAGGUUUCUCAGUACUUCAAGCAGAAGAACCUGUCGCCAAGCAGCUCCGACCCCGAAUAGAGACACACGCCAAUCAACUCAUCUUGCAUGUGCCAAAACCCUAGCACUGUUUACAAAAAAGAAACUGCAUGAACGUGUUUUUAUUCGCUAUGUCUGAUGUCCUAAUCAGCGUCCGAGUCUUUAAGAAAGAGGAGAACUCCCUCGUUUCUCCGGAAGAAACUGCGGAACACUAACUGGGAGUGGCAGAGGGAGCAGUCGCUCGAAGGGGGUGGGGGGAAUACUGAAUGUACCUAUGAUCUUCUGUAAUAUUUUUUAAAUAUUUGAAUGUCAAUAUCUUAAGUAGAGUUAUAUACAUAUGAGCCUGUCUUGGUUAGUGACUUGUUAACUGUCAAGUUCUACAUGUUGUCUAUUUUAUACUGUUUACUUAGUGUUAUCUUUGUUAUACUCAGGUUUCAAAACCAGUCAAUAAACACACUUUU